Gymnodraco acuticeps is the source of this 1896-nucleotide messenger RNA. Its product is annotated as solute carrier family 2, facilitated glucose transporter member 1-like. The record is from RefSeq and is a predicted model, not a curated record. NCBI's taxonomy places the organism in Eukaryota, Metazoa, Chordata, Actinopteri, Perciformes, Bathydraconidae. The coding region runs from base 538 to 1881 and encodes 447 amino acids. Gene Ontology annotation, molecular function: hexose transmembrane transporter activity. Gene Ontology annotation, biological process: response to insulin; monosaccharide transmembrane transport. The transcript is spliced from 10 exons. Gene Ontology annotation, cellular component: basolateral plasma membrane; apical plasma membrane.
GAUGCAUCAUGGGAAGGAAAGGAGGACACCAGAGCACGUGGAAAGAAAGGGAGAGAUGGGGGCCACAAUUGUCCCCUCACGACCCUCGGGAGACCCUAUACCACGCAUGCGCCCAGGCUUUCGUCAACUAAGCUGACCAAGUAACCGAAUAAAGGCAGCCACCAUAAUAGGACAUUGGACUCACGGGAUGCGGCGAUGAUGCACGGAUUUCUGAACGUAAAAGCGGAGGGGCGGGGCAACGUCACGGCAUCCCAGCAUUCCAAUUGUUCAUAGGUUGAUGGAGUAAACGAAAAUAUAUAAUGAAAACAUUUGCGUGCGGUUACGUGCGGUUCUCCUCGCAGCCCACCGUGUGAGACGAAUUCUAAAAAGAGGGAGGCAGUGCUGCAGCCCAGCGAGGGUAUCUUUGUCUGCUAAUCACGAGAGCUGACAGCUCCAGCGGGCGGGUCCUGCGCAGCCUAUAACCACCACCUGAAGAUCUCUGCAUCCUUCAGUUGGAGUAAAACACAUUCUCGGUGAUCAUCCAGCUACAAUCAGAAGAUGGAGGGGCAGAAAGAAAAGCAAGUCACAGGUUACCUCCUGUUCUCUCUCGGCACCGCUGUCAUCGGCUCUCUGCAGUUUGGUUACAACACAGGAGUCAUCAAUGCUCCAGAGCAGAAACUGCGAUCUUUCUUCAACGAUACCUGGGUCGAGCGUUAUGGCGAGCCCAUCACCCCCGGGGUCUGUACCAUCGUCUGGAGUGUCUCCGUCGCCAUCUUCAGUGUGGGCGGUAUGGUGGGCUCCUUCAGCGUGGGCGUCAUGGCGAACCGGUUUGGCAGGCGUCGCUCCAUGUUCCUGGUGAACAUUCUAGCGGUGAUCGGCGGCCUCCUCAUGGGCUUCUCCACCAUCUGCUCCUCCUAUGAGAUGGUAAUCGCCGGUCGCCUGGUCAUCGGCCUGUUCUGCGGGCUCUUUACCGGUCUGACUCCCAUGUACGUGGGCGAGGUGUCACCAACUCCACUACGAGGGGCCUUCGGGACUCUUCACCAGCUCGGUGUGGUAGUGGGCAUCCUCAUCGCUCAGGUCUUCGGGCUGGAGGGUCUGCUGGGCUCAGCCAAGCUGUGGCCCCUGCUGCUGUCCCUCACCGUGGUCCCUGCUGUGCUGCAGUGCAUCCUGCUGCCCUUCUGCCCUGAGAGCCCUCGCUUCCUGCUCAUCAACCUUAAACAGGAGGAGCAGGCACGCAAAGCGCUGGUGCGCCUGCGUGGCAGUGAGGAUGUGAGUAAAGACAUGCAGGAGAUGAAGGAGGAGAGCGCCAAGAUGGCCAUGGAGAAGAAGGUCACCAUCCCAGAGCUGUUCCGCUCCGCAGCGUACCGCCAGCCGCUGCUCAUCGCCAUCAUGCUGCAGCUCUCCCAGCAGCUGUCAGGGAUAAACGCUGUGUUCUACUACUCGACAGGCAUCUUUGAGUCAGCCGGUGUGAAGCAGCCCAUCUACGCCACCAUCGGAGCCGGCAUCGUCAACACCAUCUUCACUGUCGUUUCUCUCUUCCUGGUGGAGAAGGCGGGACGGAGGACUCUGCACCUCCUGGGAUUGGCUGGAAUGGCAAUUAGCGCCGUACUGAUGACCGUCUCCCUCCUGCUGAAGCACUAUACUGUGAUGAGCUACAUGGCCAUCGUGGCCGUCAUGAUGUUCGUGGCAUUUUUUGAGCUGGGCCCCGGUCCAAUCCCAUGGUUCAUUGUGGCCGAGCUGUUCUCUCAGGGGCCCCGCCCCGCCGCCAUGGCUGUGGCCGGCUGCUGCAACUGGACGGCCAACUUCCUGGUUGGAAUGAGCUUCCCCAAGCUAGUGGUAAGGGAGGGGCGGCCAAUCCAGUUUGAACUGGUUUGGCUUUGUUUUAAACUAGGGUUAUCAUGAUAUAAGUAUUGACAA